AUGGGUGGAGUUGAGUUUGAAGGCACUGUUGACCCUAUAGAUGACGAGCAGUGGUUGGAAUGGAUUGAAAGAGUAAGUGUACCGAAUGCCAGAGCAAAACCUCCUGUUCUUACUUGGAAUGAUUUUGUGAAAGAAUUUUAUAAGAAGUAUGUCCCACCUACUUAUCAUGAUUCAAAGAAAAAAGAAUUCUUAAAUUUAGAGCAAGGAAGUAUGUCUAUCGAUGAAUAUCAGCAGAAGUUUCUUGGGCUUUCCCGCUAUGCUGUGGGUAUUAUUAAUAAUGAAAAAGAUAAGUGCAGGCGAUUCGAAAAUGAUUUGAAUGAUUCUAUCAGAAAAUCUGUAGCGAUCCUACAACAUGAAAACUUUUGUAAAUUAGUUUCAAGUGGUCUUACUUGGGAAAGGAUCGACAAAGAACAAGCUGGUAGAAAUGAAUACAAGUUUAGGAAAGCUUAUGCAGAUUUAGGAGGUCCAUCAAAAAGAGGGAGGUUUGACAGUUCCAAAGCUAAUACUUUUUGCAAGUUAGCCCAACAUAAGCAGAAUAGAUCAAGUUUCUCUACUGCCAGCGCUCCAAGCUAUGGCCAAGGCAAGACUCGUAUACCUACUUGUACACAAUGUGGAAAGAAUCACUUUGGUACCUGUAGAUGA
Solanum dulcamara is the source of this 642-nucleotide messenger RNA. RefSeq lists its product as uncharacterized. Bases 1 to 642 code for a protein of 213 amino acids. Lineage: Eukaryota; Viridiplantae; Streptophyta; Magnoliopsida; Solanales; Solanaceae. The transcript is spliced from 2 exons. The record is from RefSeq and is a predicted model, not a curated record.